AUGAUGUGGUCUGCAUUCGCCCUCAUCGCCGCUGCCGCCCCCGCCCUCGCGGGCAUCCACGAGAUGUGGUGGAAUAUCACGUACGUUGAGGACAUCAACCCCGAUGGCCUCUACCCGCGUCGGGUCAUUGGUGUCAACGGCUCGUGGCCCCUACCAGCCUACGCGGUCAACUCGACCGACUCUCUCGUCGUGCAUGCCCACAAUAGUCUCGACCAGCCCGCGACGCUGCACCAUCAUGGGAUGUUCUUCAACUCGACAUCCUGGAUGGACGGUGCCCAGCAAGUCGGCCAGUGCGGUAUUCCUCCCGGCGAGGACUUCACCUACGUCGUGCCCAUCAACACGUCUGGGCAGUCAGGAACGUACUGGGUGCAUUCGCACGCCGGGGGCCAAUACGUCGACGGUCUGCGCUCUACCUUCGUUAUUAAUCCCGAAGAGGAGAAGUAUGAUUACGACGAGGACUACACCAUCGUUAUCGCCGACUGGUACCAUGACCAGCAAGCCAAUCUCCUUACCGAGUUUAUCAGCAUCUCCAACCCUGGUGGCGCAGAGCCUGUGCCCGACGCACCGCUGAUGUAUUUUCUCAAGACGCAAACAGGCGAAUAUGUGCCGCCUAAAGCUGGCUCAAACCCGUAUCCCACAACGGCAUCGGUGGGCUUCAACGAGAACGCGACGCUAUCGUUUGAGGCAGGAAAGACUUACCGUUUGCGGGUGGUGAACAACGGUGGCUUCGCAGGCUUCUUCUUCUGGAUCGACGGGCAUCAGAUGCGCAUCAUCGAAGCGGAUGGGACAGACACCGAGGAGUACGAGAUCGACCAAAUUAAUUUGGGCGUGGCGCAGCGCUACUCCAUCCUGGUCACCGCGCUCAAUGACACGACGGCCAACUACGCCAUCCAUGCGAACUUUGAUACGAGUAUGUUCGACACCGUGCCCGACACUCUGAACCCGAAUGCGACUUCGUAUAUCGUCUAUAACACGUCCUCAUCAGCAGACGUUGUAGAGAACACGGUGGACGGGUACCUGUUGACGAACGACACGCUGCUCGUCCCUUACGACCCGAUUGGCAUUGUCCCUGCAACGAAGACGAUCCCGCUCUACUUUGAGUUCGACACGAUGGAUGACGGCACAAACCACGCGACGGUCAAUUUCACGACGUACAACUCGCCAAACGUGCCCUCAAUCAUGUCCAUGCUCACACUCGGCGAGAAUGCGACCGCCCAGGAGGCGUACGGCCCGAACUGCUUCGUCGUCGACCACCUUGACGUCGUCGACAUCGUCCUCAUGAAUGGCGAUUCGAACAUGCAUCCCUUCCACUUGCACGGGCACACGAUGCAGCUGGUGAAUUACGCGCCAGAUUAUACGAACCCACCGCCCAUCAACGAGUCGCAGGUGAACCCGAUGCGCCGCGAUACCGUGAUCAUCCCCUCCGGCGCUGCCUACACUCUCCGCUUCAUCGCCGACAACCCUGGCGCCUGGUUUUUCCACUGUCACAUCGAGUGGCAUUUGGAAGUCGGUCUUGCGGUGGAGAUCAUCGAGGCCCCGCUCAUCGCGCAGGAGCGCAACAGCAUGCCAUCGAGCAUGAACGACCAGUGUGCCACACUGGGCAAGCCGUACUCGGGCAACGCCGCAGGGCACGCGUCUGCAACUGACCUCAGCGGGCUGACGACCGGCCCAUUCAUUCAGAACAACGGCUGGCAUCCGAGAGGUAUCGGUGCCAUGUUCGGAUGUGUCUUCACGGCAGUGCUCGGCAUGGCCACGGUGGUGUGGUACGCGCUCGGCGGACACAUCUCGGAGGCGGAAAUAGAACACGAGGAGCGCCUGCGCCUCGAGGCCAAGGCCGCACGCGGGCGGUUCUUCGGGCUCGCGAAGAAGGUGAAAAAGAUGCGCCACCACACCGAAGACUGA
Messenger RNA from Laetiporus sulphureus 93-53, 1902 nucleotides. Its product is annotated as multicopper oxidase. The coding region runs from base 1 to 1902 and encodes 633 amino acids. Gene Ontology annotation, biological process: reductive iron assimilation; cellular response to iron ion starvation. Lineage: Eukaryota; Fungi; Basidiomycota; Agaricomycetes; Polyporales; Laetiporaceae. The record is from RefSeq and is a predicted model, not a curated record. The transcript has 11 exons. Gene Ontology annotation, molecular function: ferroxidase activity; copper ion binding. Gene Ontology annotation, cellular component: high-affinity iron permease complex.